GAAAGAUUUGAGAGGCAGACAGCACAAUUCACUCUUUAUCCUGAGGAUUGGUUUCCCAACGGUUCCUAGAUCAGUCCCUGCAUUUUGGGGAUGAGAGUUUCUUUCCUUGCAAGAUGGAACUGAUCUGACUCCAGACUCCUUUUAGAAGCAGAAGAACGGUCUUCUCCCGCAUUGAGGCCUGAAGCCAUCAUGGCGGCAGGCGUAGCAGCAUGGUUGCCCUUUGCCAGGGCAGCUGCCAUAGGAUGGAUGCCAGUGGCCAACUGCCCUAUGCCAUUGGCCCCAACUGAGAAAAACAAGAGGCAGGAUGAGCUGAUCAUUCUGAAUGUGAGUGGGAGGCGCUUCCAGACCUGGAGGACUACACUGGAGAGGUACCCGGACACGCUCCUGGGCAGCACGGAAAAGGAGUUCUUCUUCAAUGAAGACACCAAGGAAUACUUUUUUGACCGGGACCCUGAAGUCUUUAGGUGCAUUUUAAACUUUUACAGAACUGGCAAGCUGCAUUACCCAAGGUAUGAGUGCAUCUCUGCCUAUGACGAGGAGCUUGCCUUCUAUGGGAUCCUACCUGAAAUCAUUGGGGACUGCUGCUAUGAAGAGUACAAAGACAGGAAGCGGGAAAACGCUGAGCGGCUGAUGGAUGACAAUGACUCAGAGAACAACCAAGAAGGAUCCAUGCCGUCUUUGAACCUCCGGCAGACCAUGUGGCGAGCUUUUGAAAACCCCCACACCAGCACCUUAGCCUUAGUGUUCUACUACGUCACUGGCUUCUUUAUUGCAGUCUCAGUGAUCACUAACGUGGUGGAAACUGUUCCAUGUGGCACAGUGCCUGGGAACAAGGAGCUUCCAUGUGGGGAGAGGUACGCCGUGGCUUUCUUCUGCUUGGACACAGCUUGCGUUAUGAUUUUCACUGUCGAGUACCUUAUGAGGCUCUUUGCAGCCCCGAGUCGCUACAGGUUCAUGAGGAGUGUCAUGAGCAUCAUUGAUGUGGUGGCCAUCAUGCCCUAUUACAUUGGCUUGGUGAUGACCAACAAUGAGGACGUCAGCGGAGCCUUUGUAACACUAAGGGUUUUCAGGGUUUUCAGGAUUUUCAAGUUCUCACGCCAUUCCCAAGGCUUAAGAAUCCUGGGCUACACGCUGAAGAGCUGUGCCUCGGAGCUUGGCUUUCUUCUCUUUUCCCUCACUAUGGCAAUCAUCAUCUUUGCUACUGUGAUGUUUUAUGCAGAGAAAGGGUCUUCAGCCAGCAAAUUCACCAGCAUACCAGCUUCCUUUUGGUACACUAUUGUAACCAUGACAACCCUUGGUUAUGGUGACAUGGUGCCCAAGACGAUUGCUGGAAAGAUAUUUGGCUCCAUUUGCUCGCUGAGCGGAGUGCUGGUCAUUGCGCUGCCUGUCCCAGUUAUUGUUUCCAAUUUCAGCCGAAUUUAUCAUCAGAAUCAGAGAGCUGACAAGCGAAGAGCACAAAAGAAAGCCCGGCUGGCACGGAUACGAGUGGCCAAAACAGGCAGUUCCAGUGCUUAUCUUCACAGCAAACGCAACGGCCUGCUGAACGCAGCCUUGGAGCUGACGGGAUCUAGUGAUGAUGAGCAGCACAUCAGCAAAUCCACCUCGCUGAUCGAAAGCCAACAUCACCACCUGCUGCACUGCCUGGAAAAAACAACUGGAUUGUCCUAUCUUGUGGAUGAUCCCCUGUUAUCUGUACGAACUUCCACCAUCAAGGUUUAUAACAGGGAGGCACCACAGACUUCACCAGACUCACUUCAGGGAUACAGAUGUAACCAUGAGUUCAUAGAUGAGCAGCUGUUUGAGCAGAACUGCAUGGAUAACUCAAUGCAGAAUUACCCCUCCACUCGCAGCCCCUCAUUGUCGAGUAACAAUGGCGGGUCCACCUCCUGUUGUUCCCGACGCAACAAGAAGACGACUCAUCUUCCCAACUCCAACGUGCCAGCCACUCGCCUGCGGAGCAUGCAGGAGCUAAGCACGAUACACAUCCAAUGCAGUGAACAGCCAUCACUUACAACAAGUCGUUCCAGUCUCAACAUGAAAUCAGAUGACGGGCUGAGACCAAACUGCAAAACCUCCCACCUCACAACAGCCAUCAUCACUAUUCCUACCCCACCGGCACUGACACCAGAAGGAGAGAGCAGCCCUCACCCCCCUACGAACAUUUCCACCACAUGCAGCAACAUAGUCAAGGUCUCUGCCUUGUAAGGUGGUGUCGUUUGAAGGAAGCAGCUGGAAUGCCAGCGUCUCUCCCCCUCCACACCUUCAUGUUCCUUUCUUGCUGCAAAUUGUGCCUGGAUGGACCAACCUGACAUUUCGUCAUAGAAUUAGUAAUGGAGACCUAACGAGGCAGCUUUCUUCAAACUUGCAUUCAUGCCAUGGACUGAGAACAGAUGAGGAGCGGGAGGACAAGGUGGGUUGGAGAAAGGGUCUGUGUGCGCCCGCGCCGAGCCUUGUUCCAGGAUAUGAAGCAGAAAAUUGUUUCUGGAGGCUAGAGAAAAAGAACCGUCAUGGCAACAAGAAAGUCAAUAAAGAAACAAAUAUAACACUGUGUAUCUCGGCACCUUUUUAAAGGUUUUUAAUGGAUAAUAUUUAUUCAUGCGGAAAUGACUGAAAAAGGUGAAAAAAACAAUGUAUUUUGUGAUUUUUUUUCCUUCAUGGAGCAGAAUCUUUAAUCAACCAAAAUUACACAUCUUUUUUUUCUUUUAUAGAGAAAGAUUUAGACAAAGACGACAGCUGUCACAGAAAUCUAUUUCCAUUCCUCUGUAUGUGUGUGUGUGUGUAUAUAUAUAUGUAUGUGUGGAAGAACCACAUUGAAACGACACACAAGUCUGAGCACAUUUUCCGGAUUUGGUGCACAGUAUCAAACUGAUUGCACAAGCACAGUGGCACACGUGCACGCGCACACACUCCCACAUACAAAUAAAUCGUUCACCCUGGAUGGCAUUCUUUACUUAGAUGAUUUUGUAACCGCCUUUUAAGUCAAUACAGUGCAACUGCAAACAGUGUGUUUGUCUGCUAAUUAUUGUCUGUGAAAACAUAUUUGUGGAAAAAAAAAAAAAAAAAACAGGCUUUAGUAGAGUGUUAGUCCCACAUGGAUUUCUGCUUUCUCUUUUUGUUAUCACUUACUUGUAAAGAGUGUGGCUAGACUACCAAUUCUGUAUUUUAAAAAAAAAAAAAAGUAGGAAAACUUUUUAAAAACCUGUACACACAAAUGGCAAAGAAAGCACCAAACUCAACUGCACCAGAUCAUCAGAAAUAGGAUAGAAUGUAACCUGUCAUCUAUGCCCAUGCUUUUUUAUAUAUAUGCUAAUAUUGGACAUGCAACCCAUUGUAAAUCGUAGCCAAGUAGUGUCUGGAUCUAGACUUGAUACAAUUAAACCUGGAGCCAACCAUUCGGCAUGGACUGAGAGGGUAUUUGGCUUUUUAACACAGUCCUGUGACUCCUAUUGGCUUACCGAUGGCAUCUGGGUUGCACUGAUGUGGUAGGUAAACUAGUUUAGCAACUUUCGUCCUCCGCUCCCAGAACAGGAGCUACAGUGUGUCCAGUUGAACAGGGGUUUGGAAUACAUGGGAUGUGUUCUGGAACAGACAGCACUUUACUUUGCAGCUCUAUUCUUCAUCUGGGAAAAGUCACACACUUUUAGUCAACCAAAAACUGUAACUCUGUGUGGUACUGCCAAGCUUAAUACUUCUGACUAGUUGUAGGGUGAAUACUGACUGUUCUCCCUGAGAUCUUUCUAGUAACAAUAUGGUCUUGAAAUACAAGGACCUGACACA
Molecule: messenger RNA, 3777 nt
Organism: Malaclemys terrapin pileata
Lineage: Eukaryota; Metazoa; Chordata; Testudines; Emydidae
Gene: KCND3
Product: potassium voltage-gated channel subfamily D member 3
Exons: 9
Coding region: 190-2205 (671 amino acids)
Biological process (GO): potassium ion export across plasma membrane; protein homooligomerization
Cellular component (GO): neuronal cell body; membrane; voltage-gated potassium channel complex
Molecular function (GO): protein binding; A-type (transient outward) potassium channel activity
Source: RefSeq, a predicted model, not a curated record